GCAACCAGAGAAAUUUCUUCAUUGUGUCUUAACGAUGCAAUUGUAUGUAUUGCAACCAUUUAAUUUUAUUUGCUGCAGCUAUGCAGGGAGUUAUUUUUAUGGCUUCGAAUUACUUUUAGCUGGGAUUUGGUUCUGGCGCAUGUUUGACUAUGUCUUUUGGGCCGAGAGCAGUAAUAUGCUACAUUUGUGGCAGAAAGUAUGGUACUGCAUCUAUCAAAAUACAUGAACCUCAAUGCCUCAAGAAAUGGCACAUGGAGAAUAACGAGUUACCAAGGAACAUGCGUCGUAAUACACCUAUUCGACCUAUUGGAUUUGGUGAGUUUAACAAUAAAGGGCCAUUACUUAGCAAACAAAUUGAUGCAAUGAAUGAGCUUUCUUAUGAAAGCUCUAAACAGCAACUUUUACCAUGUGAAAACUGUGGUCGUACAUUUCUACCUGAUCGAUUGCCGGUUCAUCAACGAAGUUGCAAACCUGGCAAAGUUGCUAAACGAAGCCACUAUCCUAAUGGUAUUAGUAGCCAUUCUAAUAUAUUUGACCAUAAACAACAGCUCAGCCAACCUGCUAAGCCAAAGACAGUGGUAUGCUACAUUUGUGGCAGGGAAUUUGGAGUAGCAUCAAUCUCUAUUCAUGAAGCACAAUGUCUUAAGAAGUGGAAGUUGGAAAACCAUCACCUACCAAAAAAUAUACGAAGACCCAUGCCAAUAAAACAUGAUCAUUUGCCAAGUUUAGCUGGUAGCAUGACCAGAGACAAAGAUCAGAAGAGCAUGCUUACCAAAAAGUCAUCAAAACAAGCAUUGUUACCAUGGCCCAGCUAUAGUCGGUCAUUUAAACCAGAGAGGCUGAGUGCUCAUUUAAAAUCAUUCAAACAAGAAAAUGGGUAUGAUGUAAGUUCUGCACCUCCACAAUUUCAUCCGCAGUCACCUUCAACACCACCUAAGAAUCAAAGAACAUACUCUAGUAGAAAUAGACUUAGAAAACCUUCUCAGUGGGACAUUGAUGAAAACACAAUGAAAAAGGGAAAUCCUUUAUUUAAUCAUAAAUCUUUAGGAAAUACUUCAAAAUCUAGUUUGCACAAUCCAAAUCCCAUUGUCAAAGAUCAAAAAAAGUCUAACAUUUACAAAAGCAAAUUAAAUUCUCAUGGAAAAGAUGUUCAAUCCUCCAAGAAGAAUACACCCAACAAUCUACACCAAAAUCAUUCAAAUUUUUCGGGAAAUACUUUUCUAGCAAUGAAAAGGAGUAAGUCUGUGGAUAAGGACUCUUACAUUCAUCCCAAGCAAACUGGUUUUAUUGACUCUGAUCCUCAUGAUUCUGAAAAACACCCAAAUGGGAAUGAUGAUCUUGUACCAUGUGAUAAUUGUGGACGUACUUUUGCAGCUGAUCGAGUGGAAAAACAUAUUAAGAUAUGUAACAGCAUGAAGCAGAGAAAAGUGUUCAAUGCUAGUAAACACCGUGUUCAAGGCACAGAAGCAGCAGCUUAUCAUAGACGUGGUAGAUCAUCAACAGGAAAACAAGGCAUUCCUAAAUCUAACUGGAGGAAAAAACAUGAGGAUUUUGUACAAGCUAUACGUGAAGCCAAGAAAGUUCAGAAUUAUAUGAAGAAAGGAGGGAAACUGUCUGAUCUGCCACCACCUCCACCAAGUGAAAACCCAGACUAUGUGUAUUGUAAACAUUGUACACGUCGCUUUGCCCCAGAGACUGCUGCACGUCACAUCCCAAAAUGUGCAGCAAUUAUGAAUAGACCUGCUCCACCUAAACAGCGAGCUGUACCUUUGGGGGUAAGGCAGACAAAUGGUGUAACCCAGGCCAAUGUUCAAGAAAAAAGACUUAUUAAAACAAGAAGAAUGCUAAGGUGACCAUAUGCUUAAUAACUAAAUUAUUUCAAUUUGCAUUUUGAACAGAAAUUAAUUGCUUAGCAAAGCUUCACUGCAUCAAGAUAUUAUUUAAGAUACUGUAUUGAUAAUUUAUCAAGACAACAUCUAAAACAAUUGUACAAGAAAUUAAUUAUUUAAAUAAGUUAAUAAUUUUUGCAAUUAAAAAACCACAUUAAGUA
Messenger RNA from Xenia sp. Carnegie-2017, 2050 nucleotides. RefSeq names its product zinc finger protein 474-like. Lineage: Eukaryota; Metazoa; Cnidaria; Anthozoa; Malacalcyonacea; Xeniidae. The record is from RefSeq and is a predicted model, not a curated record.